GCCGGAGGCACAGGUCUCCCCAGUGCCACUUCCACCAAGUGAGUUCGAGGAAGUACCUGGGAUCUUUGAUCUAACGCGAAAGGCCUUCCUAGCGAGCUCUUGAGAGCUGAGAACCCACGCCCUCCACCUCUAGUCCACGGCUUUGCCACUCCAGGACCCGAAGUUAACGUAUGCUGCUGGGGAUUGACAAACCCAAAGCCUCUCUGGUUUCACCACUGGCUCCUUAGAAUCAGACUUCUGUACUGAAUGACACUUAUGUGAGUCAGGGGCUGGGGGGACGUGAUCCUCGAAGUGCGGUCCCCAGACUGGCUGUAUCAGUGUCGGCAUCCCGCAGGACCUGGUUGGAAAUGCAUGUUCUUAGGCCCUACUACAGACCUCUUAAAUCUGAGACUGCGGCUGCGGGGAGCGCCAUCUGUGCGCCACUAUCCUUGGGGGUGGACCAGGAGGCGGCUCGAGGGUGCUCCCACUUUGGGGUCACGCGCGGCGCCGGGCGCUCCUGAGACCGCCGGGCUCCCGGGCUCGGUGGUCACGUGGGCUCAGGCACUACUCCCCUCUACCCUCCUCUCGGUCUUUAAAAGGAAGAAGGGGCUUAUCGUUUAGUCGCUUGUGAUCUUUUCAGUUUCUCCAGCUGCUGGCUUUUUGGACACCCACUCCCCCGCUCGGAGGCAGUUGCAAGCGCAGUGGCUGCGAGAAAUAACUGCCUCUUGAAACUUGCAGGGCGGAGAGCAGGCGGCGAGCGCUGGGCCGGGGAGGGACCACCCGAGCUGCGACGGGCCCCGGGGCUGCGGGGCAGGGCUGGCGCCCCGAGCCUGGGCUGCAGGAGCUGCGCUCGCUUUCCUCAACAGGUGGCCGCGGGGCGCGCGCCAGGAGCCCCAUAAUGCUGGAAAAGCACGUGUCCGCAUUUUAGAGAAGGCAAGGCCCGUGUGUUUAUCUGCAAGCCAUUAUACUUGCCCACGAAUCUUUGAGAACAUUAUAAUGACCUUUGUGCCUCUUCUUGCAAGGUGUUUUCUCAGCUGUUAUCUCAAGACAUGGAUAUAAAAAAUUCACCAUCUAGCCUUAAUUCUCCUUCCUCCUACAACUGCAGUCAAUCCAUCUUACCCCUGGAGCACGGCUCUAUAUACAUACCUUCCUCCUAUGUAGAGAGCCACCAUGAAUAUCCAGCCAUGACAUUCUAUAGCCCUGCUGUGAUGAAUUACAGCAGUCCCAGCAAUGUCACUAACUUGGAAGGUGGGCCUGGUCGGCAGACCGCAAGCCCAAAUGUGUUGUGGCCAACACCUGGACACCUUUCUCCUUUAGCAGUCCAUCGCCAGUUAUCACAUCUAUAUGCAGAACCUCAAAAGAGUCCCUGGUGUGAAGCAAGAUCACUAGAACACACCUUACCUGUAAACAGAGAGACAUUGAAAAGGAAGGUUAGUGGGAACCGUUGCACCAGCCCUGUUACUAGUCCAAGUUCAAAGAGGGACGAUCACUUCUGCGCUGUCUGCAGUGAUUUCGCAUCGGGAUAUCACUAUGGAGUCUGGUCGUGUGAAGGAUGUAAGGCCUUUUUUAAAAGAAGCAUUCAAGGCCAUAAUGAUUAUAUUUGUCCAGCUACAAAUCAGUGUACAAUCGAUAAAAACCGGCGCAAGAGCUGCCAGGCCUGCCGACUUCGGAAGUGUUAUGAAGUGGGAAUGGUGAAGUGUGGCUCCCGGAGAGAGAGAUGUGGGUACCGCCUUGUGCGGAGACAGAGAAGUGCCGACGAGCAACUGCACUGUGCCAGCAAGGCCAAGAGGAGUGGCAGCCACGCGCCCCUAGUGCGGGAGCUGCUGCUGGACGCCCUGAGCCCCGAGCAGCUGGUGCUCACCCUCCUGGAGGCUGAGCCACCCCAUGUACUGAUCAGCCGCCCCAGCGCGCCCUUCACUGAGGCCUCCAUGAUGAUGUCCCUGACCAAGCUGGCCGACAAGGAGUUGGUACACAUGAUCAGCUGGGCCAAGAAGAUUCCCGGCUUUGUGGAGCUCAGCCUGUUCGACCAAGUGCGGCUCUUGGAGAGCUGUUGGAUGGAGGUGUUAAUGGUGGGGCUGAUGUGGCGCUCAAUUGACCACCCCGGCAAGCUCAUCUUUGCUCCAGAUCUUGUUCUGGACAGGGAUGAGGGGAAAUGCGUAGAAGGAAUUCUGGAAAUCUUUGACAUGCUCCUGGCAACUACUUCAAGGUUUCGAGAGUUAAAACUCCAACACAAAGAGUAUCUCUGUGUCAAGGCCAUGAUCCUGCUCAAUUCCAAUAUGUACCCUCUGGUCACAGCGACCCAGGAUGCUGACAGCAGCCGGAAGCUGGCCCACUUGCUGAACGCCGUGACCGACGCUUUGGUCUGGGUGAUCGCCAAGAGCGGCAUCUCCUCCCAGCAGCAAUCCAUGCGCCUGGCUAACCUCCUGAUGCUCCUGUCCCACGUCAGGCAUGCGAGGGCAGAAAAGGCCUCUCACUCACUCACCUCAUUUGGAAUGGAAGACGGAGAUACUCUUUUGCCUGAAGCAACGGAUGGAUCUGUGACCUUCUAAUCAACUCGGUGGCCUAAAGAAAAAUCUUGGGUAACAUUUUCACUUCAGUUUCCCUCUGGGAUCAUUGUAAUCCAUGAAAAUAAUUUUAAAGAGUUAAACUACUUUGAAGUUAGUUAUGUGGUUAAAAACCACCUUCCUUUCUGUAUCAAUCCAACAAUUUGGUAACUUUAAACACUGAAGGUAAAGUGAAGACAGAUUCUCUUCAGAUGGUCUCCCUAACUGCCCAGGCCUUGCGGAUGUCUCACUCAUGAGGGGCACCAAUGUGGAAAGUUGAGGCUUCAGCUACUGAUGAGCUUCACUGCUUUCCCCUGAGGUUUGUGCUUUGCAGAGAAGGGGAGGAGGGGACUGGGAUUGUGUGGUCAGCUGUGUCUGCCAACAGAUGCAGGUUAGGAACUAGGAACUGUGUUCAGUAUCUUCCAAUCAAGAAAGGGGAAAUGCUGAUGCCUAUCCUCUUUGUUUAGUUAGAAAGUAAAAUGUUACUGGACUUAAAUGGACAACAAGGGGCUUUGCCUGUUAAUUUACCAUGGAGCAGGCUGGGAAUCCAAGCACGGUGGCUCACAUUUUGGGAGGCUAAGGUGGGCAGAUCACUUGAGGUCAGGAGUUUG
Molecule: messenger RNA, 3133 nt
Organism: Macaca mulatta (Rhesus monkey)
Lineage: Eukaryota; Metazoa; Chordata; Mammalia; Primates; Cercopithecidae
Gene: ESR2
Product: estrogen receptor 2
Biological process (GO): regulation of DNA-templated transcription; estrogen receptor signaling pathway; cellular response to estradiol stimulus
Cellular component (GO): nucleus
Molecular function (GO): steroid binding; zinc ion binding; nuclear estrogen receptor activity
Source: RefSeq, a predicted model, not a curated record